This is a messenger RNA of Bacillus rossius redtenbacheri, 564 nucleotides long. RefSeq names its product protein atonal. The record is from RefSeq and is a predicted model, not a curated record. Bases 1 to 564 code for a protein of 187 amino acids. Gene Ontology annotation, biological process: sensory organ development; positive regulation of transcription by RNA polymerase II; axon development. Gene Ontology annotation, cellular component: nucleus. The transcript has a single exon. Gene Ontology annotation, molecular function: DNA-binding transcription factor activity, RNA polymerase II-specific; protein dimerization activity; E-box binding. Lineage: Eukaryota; Metazoa; Arthropoda; Insecta; Phasmatodea; Bacillidae.
AUGACCGCCGUGGCGGACAUGCUGAGGUACGUGUACCUGUGCGGCGGCAAGGAGGAGCAGGCGGCGCUGACCUACCACCGGCACCCGGGGCUGCGAGGCCUCGACGGCCUGUCCGACGGCUGCAUCACGCCGAGCCCGGACAGCCUGAGGUCGUCGACUCCCUCGUCGGACGUGGCCGAGCCGGCGGCGAGGCGCUACACCUCGCUGCUGCCGCCGGCGCGGGCCGAGGGCGGAGCGACGACGCCCGACGACGACGACGAAGACCACCUUGAGGACCUGGCGGACAGCAGCAGCUACGACGACGAAGACGACGCCGACCCCAAGGCGACCCGGUGCCCGGGGCGGCGGCCGGGCGGCGGCAAGGCGGUGAGCCCGCUGGUGCUGCGCAAGAGGCGGCUGGCGGCGAACGCGCGCGAGCGCCGGAGGAUGCAGAACCUCAACAAGGCGUUCGACCGGCUGCGCACGCACUUGCCCUCGCUGGGCAACGACCGCCAGCUGUCCAAGUACGAGACCCUGCAGAUGGCGCAGACCUACAUCACGGCGCUCUACGACCUGCUGCAGUAG